AUGGCCAUGAUCCUCAAGGAGAAAGAUGGGGUUCUCAGUGAGCAUGACCUCCAGAUCAACAUCAUGUGUAACUUCAGUGCCGCCGACAGCCUUGUCACUUCUGACCAAUAUUCUUUAGAACAAGAAACUUUCCACCUCAGCCAGAAGACAUUCAUACCCGAUUCAAUCCAAGACGAUGUCCAUCUGCAGGUGUCCAAUGCCUACUCGGGGGAGUCUGUCACAGCGGCAGCCAUUGGGAGUAUUGUACUACUCGAGAUGAAAUAUGCCCUGCAGAACGGUGAUUCAUUCAUUCAUUCAUUCAUUCAUUCAUUCACUGUUGUGCUAUGCACUGUCCUGAAAUCCCCUGUCAAGUCAUUUUCCCGUGAAGAUGACCAGAAGAUCGUCACACCUUGGUUCAACCUGUUCGCCUUUGAAGACGAGCCAUCAGUGGCGUUCCAGUCUGACAGUCAGACUGGGGAAUACCAGCAAGCCCACCCACCAGCAGCGCCUCCAGCCUACGACAUGGGCCCGUUCGUCUACGUCAACCCUGUGACCUGCUCGCUCUUCCUCCUCAUCCUUCUGGUCUUCCUCUGCAUGUACAUCGCCUUCAUCCGCACACUGCGCAAGUCUGUCUACGACAUCCGGAAGGAGAUCGAGGUCAGGAGGUCACGGGACAAGUUCCUCCAUUGUGGGUGUGUUCAGCAGAAAGACAAGGAAUAUGUUGCAACUUAG
This is a messenger RNA of Candidula unifasciata, 711 nucleotides long. The record is from the annotation of a GenBank genome assembly. NCBI's taxonomy places the organism in Eukaryota, Metazoa, Mollusca, Gastropoda, Stylommatophora, Geomitridae.